AUGUCCACCCCAGCUCCAAAAGCACCAGUGCCUGCAAACCCUUGGCGUUACUAUGAAUCACUGCCUCUGAGUACAAGCAAGGCCCAGAAAGCUCUGCCGGGCGGCAGCACGGCGGUGGCGGUGGCGACGGCGAUCGCACCACCACCGUUUCCACCACCACCGUUUCCACCACCACCGUUUCCGCCACCAUUGUGGUACCAGCAGUACGCAGCCAUCACGCCCGGCAUGCCACCAUUCCAGGGCCGCCGUGGAUCACCCGCCAUUCCAACAAGAAUCCAGCCGCCACCGCCGCAGCGGAACGCAGGCCCUAGCACCGGCGUGUUCCACCAGGGGGCCAGUCAUAAUGGACCAACCCUAGGGCCGCCCCAGCAGCAGCAGCAGCAGCACUACACAGUCCCCGCCGCUCUGGCGCUGGGCGGUGGCAAGCAGGAGGAGGUACCUGUAACCAUCCAGCAAGAGCCAAAAGAUUUGCCUCCCUCUGACGAGAGCGGUGAGGACGAGGAGGUACUUGUAACCAUGCAACGAGAGCUAGAAGAUUUGCCUCCCUCUGACGAGAGCGGCGAGGACGAGGAGGUACUUGUAAUCAUCCAACAAGAGCUAGAAGAUUCGUCUACCUCUGGCGAGAGCGGCGAGGACGAGGAGGAGGGAAGCCAGAGUGAAUCUGAUGGGUCGGGAGAGGAGGAGGGAAGCCAUAGUGAAUCUGUUUAUGAGGUAGACUUUAACCAUUACGAGGGCUAUCACCAAGCUUGCGAGGACAACGACGAUGAUGAAGACGAUGAGGACGAGGAUUUUGAGGACGAUGAGGACGAGGAUGAUGAGGACGAUGAGGAUGAUGAUGAGGCUGAUGAUGAGGAUGACGACGAGGAUGAUGAGGAUGAUUAAACUGUCAUACCCUAAAUACCUCGGUAGGUACUAGGUACGGUACCGUACCUAAAAGAGUGCUAGACCUAAGAGCUAUUAGGAAGAGGUAUGCAAAACGGUAAUAGGUGGCCAAGUUGAGUGUCUUCUACCUAUUUAAUAACAUGGUACGAAACCCCACAUCUCCAAUUCAAGAAGCGAAAACAGGGAGG
Molecule: messenger RNA, 1070 nt
Organism: Lasiosphaeria miniovina
Lineage: Eukaryota; Fungi; Ascomycota; Sordariomycetes; Sordariales; Lasiosphaeriaceae
Exons: 2
Coding region: 1-882 (293 amino acids)
Source: RefSeq, a predicted model, not a curated record